This is a messenger RNA of Arabidopsis arenosa, 2137 nucleotides long. NCBI's taxonomy places the organism in Eukaryota, Viridiplantae, Streptophyta, Magnoliopsida, Brassicales, Brassicaceae. The record is from the annotation of a GenBank genome assembly.
GUUUAUUCGUUUCAUUUUGAUCUCAGCUUCAAGAAUCAAGACUAAACCACAUCUACAGAGUCAGAAGAAGGAGAAGAAGAGAGUGAAAAAAGGAAAUUAGGGUUUGAGUGGUCAUGUCUGCUCCGUUUUAUUCUCCGAUAGAUAUGCAAGAGAUCGUUCAAAAUCCUCCUGGGUUUGAUACGGAACCAGUCCCAAUCACUACUUACCGAGACAAUGAACCUGUCCCGCUUUCAACUUACCGAGAAAAUGAUUCGGAUCAUCUUGACCGCACUCAGCAAGAGAACGAUGACUUCUGGGAAAACGGUUUCAGUAGGGAGGAGGCCAUUGAAGAUCCAGAGCCCUCUCAGGUAAAGGAAAAUGGACAGAGAAGUGUAGACAACAGCUCUUUCACUCACGGGGAAACCGAUCUCAAUCAACUUCCUGCGAUUCCGCCGGUUACAACUGGUCAAGGUCUGCCAUAUGCGCCUGUUGAUUGGCCAAGCCCUGGUGAUGUUUGGACUUGGAGAGUUGGGAGGAGAGUGACUGCUAUUGGGUAUCAUCAGGAUAGGUUUCUUAUUCUCCCUCAAAGGCUUCAGCAAAAGAAUGUCCCUAAGUCUUUCGCUAGCAAAGCCACUCUUGCUCGUUAUCUCCAAUCGAAUUUCCCAGGCAUGGAUGCUGAUGCAUUCUUUGCAUCUUUUAGCUGGAAGAUUCCAGCUCUCUUCCAGCCUGCAAAUAAAGUUGAUGCUGCGUCUCUUUUUGAGGAGACACCGAAGGAAGUACUGACCGAGGUUGGCCAGAAUGAUGAGAAUGCUCAGGAUGGGAAAAAAGAUGGAAAUUCCCGAUACAGCCAAAGGAAGAGGAAACCAAUGCCAACACAAACAUAUGAACCUGUUGAAGAGAAACCUAAACCAACUCCCCAAGGUAGCAGCAACAAGAGGAAGAAAGGAGCCACAACUCCUGCCACUGGACCGCAAUCCUCGACCAAACCGAAAUCAUCUCGGCAAUCUGCAAGACGCGCCUCAAACCAGCAGCGCGGUGGUGCUGUGGACUUGAACUUCCUCAAUGAGGAGGAGGGUGAACCUGCUACUGCACCAAAGACUGGUAACAAGAGAAAGAAACGUGGAGCUACCUAUGAGGAAGAAGAUGUUUCUAUUCCUCAUAUCUAUGUCUCUCCUAUGAAUGGUGUCCUUGCGGUCUCACACUCGCCUAUCGAUGUUAACCCGGAAGAGUUUGACAGCUACCUGAACUCUCUUGAUAACCUUAUGCAGCAGCCUCCAGAAGAGGAUGGGCGAGACUCGUCUGUUCUUGUUAGUGUAAGCUCUCCAAUGAGAGAAUACGAAUGGGCUGAAGCUCGAAUGAAGAUUUCAUCUCUUCUGGAGAAGGAUUUCACUACUUUGUUCCUCUCCAAGGACGCAGCAGAGAUAGCAGCAUUAGCAACGAAACUGAGGAAAGAUCCAAACCUUACUGCUGAAGAGAUAGUGAGGUUGAAGCUGAUGGAAGAGAUUCCAACGUUCAGCGAAGUGUUCCAAGAGAACAAAGGGGUGAUUGAAGAAGCAGAUAGGUUCUUCUCUGCGCUGGAGCUCAACAAAGCCAAGGUAGCAUCGCUUAAAUACGAAUACAGCGACCUGAAGGAAAAACUAGGGAGUAUCCAAAUGGAAGUAGACUCAAACUCUGAGACAGUCCGUCAAAUCGAUGACCAAAUUGCUCAGCUUCAAGCCAGACGGGCUGAGUUGAAGCGGUACAUCGGGACCAAGGAGAAAGAGAGGGUUGAUUUAAGCUACGGUCAGAAAAUGGUAGCGAACUCGAUCCCGAAAGUCGUACAGGAAGUUCAAUCAGCUAAUUCAAAGAAGCCUGAAUGGGAAUGCAAGAAGGACAAUGCACUCAAACGUGAAGCAGAGAUCCUCUCUAAAUUCACUCCUCUCAAAGGCUUCUUCCUCUAAAUCUGGCCUCCUCAUGUAUCCUUCAUAACCUUUAGCCAGUCUUGUUGUGUCAUGUAGCUUUUUGGUUUAUGUUAAGAGUCUUGAAACCUAUUUUAGACUUGGCCCUUUUGUCUAUUUCAUGUAAUGUACUAUGGAAAGUCAAAACUAUCCGUUAGUUGAUGAAAAAAUUAGACCUUUUUGUGUUUCAUUAUCUUGUUUAAUACAUCUUCAAAUAACCC